This is a messenger RNA of Leptonychotes weddellii (Weddell seal), 2760 nucleotides long. RefSeq names its product zinc finger protein 394 (gene ZNF394). The record is from RefSeq and is a predicted model, not a curated record. Gene Ontology annotation, biological process: regulation of transcription by RNA polymerase II. Lineage: Eukaryota; Metazoa; Chordata; Mammalia; Carnivora; Phocidae. Gene Ontology annotation, molecular function: DNA-binding transcription factor activity, RNA polymerase II-specific; RNA polymerase II cis-regulatory region sequence-specific DNA binding.
UACUUUUUGUCACUGGGCGUAGCGGGUUGUGGGUGGAAUACCUGCGGGUGGGAGGAGUAUCGGAGGGGUCGGGCAGGGUAGGGCCCUGCUGAGGACGGGAUAGUCGGGAGCCGCUGUUCUGGGGAAGUCUGAUGCGUUCUGGGGCUUUUUGCAGGGUUUGCUGUCUUGUCCCCUGAAGGCAGAACUCCGGGAAAGUCAGCACGCGCGGGAGGAAGAUGAGUUCGAGCUUGACCGCGAGUCAAGUCCCUGAUGCUGAGGCAGGAGCCUGGAUGGCAGCUGCGAGGUCCAGGGUCGCCGCGCCGUCUCUGCGUGAUGGACUUUUGAUAGUGAAAGUGGAGGAAGACUCACCCGGAGGUCAGGAGCCCGACGCGCCUGGGGACUGUCAGGAUCCGGAAAAGUCGCGACAGCGUUUUAGGCGGUUCCGUUACCAGGAGGUGGCUGGACCCGAAGAGGCGCUAAGCCGGCUCAGGGAACUUUGUCGCCGGUGGCUGAGGCCCGAGAUGCACUCGAAGGAGCAGAUCCUGGAACUGCUGGUGCUGGAGCAGUUCCUGAGCAUCCUGCCCCAAGAGCUACAGGCUUGGGUGCGGAGGCACUGCCCGCAGAGCGGGGAGAAGGCUGCGGCCGCGGUGCGCGUUUUUCAGAGAGCGCUUGAUGGGGCCUCACCCCAGGAGUUGGUGACGGUUGAGAAUAUGGCUGUGUCUCUAACCUGGGAGGAGUGGGACCGUCUGGACCCAGCUCAGAGGGACUUCUGCCCGGAGAGCGCACUGAAGGACUGUAGAAACACGGUCUCGCUGGUCUCGCUGAGUUUGGAAACCAGAACCGAGAACAAAGAAUUUAUUCCAAAGCAAGAGGUUUUAGAAGAAGUAGACCCGCAGGGGCAGCUACAAGAAGGGUCCCACAGGAAGGUUCCCCCAUUUUCUGGGUGUGAUGAUACCCACAAGAACAGGGUAGAAAAGCAGUCAGAAAAUCCCUCACCGCUGAAACUUGAAAAUUCUCCUGAAGAGGAAGGACUCUCCAGCACCACAGAUCUCAAGAAUGGUCCCACGGAAGAGGGAGACUCCAAAAAUAAUGAAUUUGGGAACAGUGCCCCGAGUUCAAACUUUGUUCCUUAUCAGCACAUCCAGACAGUGGAGAGGCCCGUUAACAGGAACCAACAGGGGGACAGUUGUAAACAGAGUCGAGACCCGGUAAAACGUCAGAGGGUGAAACCUCACAGCUCUGUUGACAGUGAAGAACAUUCCCGCAGGGCAGGUCUUUCUGAGACCCAGCGGCAGUUCCGUGAAGAAAGGCCUUAUAGAUGUGACCACUGUGAGAAGAGUUUCAAGCAGCGUUCUGACCUUUUUAAACACCAGCGAAUCCACACGGGAGAGAAGCCCUAUGAAUGCCAAGAAUGCGGGAAGAGCUUCAGUCAGAGUGCCGCCCUGAUUAAACACCAGAGGACACACACGGGCGAGAAGCCCUACACCUGCCCCAAAUGUGGGGAUAGCUUCAGACAGAGCUCCCACCUCAACCGGCACCAGAGAAUCCACGUGGGAGAGAAACACUUCAAGUGUAACGAAUGUGGGGAAACCUGCCGCACUUCCAACCGCUUCAGACACCAGAGGAUACAUAAAGGGGAGAGACCCUAUACGUGUGAAGAAUGUGAGAAGAGCUUCAAACGGUGCUCAGACCUCUCUAAACAUCAGAGAGUCCACACCGAGCUCACUUCCUUGAUCCUGGAUGUGAUGGAAGAGUAGUGCACGUCUUCUCCUUGGACCUUCCUUGAAACCAGCAGGAGGGACGGGCUCCUCGAGGACUACAGUCGACACUUUCUGAACACAAGCAACUCACUUGUGGGGAGAAGUGUUGAAACACUGGGAGGGGAGUAUAGAAGAGACAGAGCAGGGAAGACCGCUAAUAAAGCAGCUGCCAAGGUGAGUGAAUGCAUAAUCCCAUGGCAAAACCGAAAACAAGUGUAAAAUACAUGCUUCAGAGAUAUUCCACCCAAGAGGAGAGGAUCCUAUUUGUGAAAUUCCCAUCAAGCAUUAGCUGAAGUCUGCUCACACGAUGUAGUUACCCUACAGAGCAGUGGCCUUUUGUGGUUUUAGAAAAAGCCUGCAGGCCAAGAGACACACGGUGCAACUCAGAUGAAGCCCAAAAGAGGGAGUAAGCAGAGGGCAGGCAGGCCAACUAUUAACAGUUGACUUAGAACUCUGAAUAGAAAUCUAGUAGCACGCUAAUUUUAGUUUCUGGGUACAUUUUAGUAAUUUUUUUAAAGCAGGCUCCACACCCAAAGUGGGGCUUGAACUCACGACGCCUCAGCCAGGUGCCCAAAUUUUAGUGAUUCUUAAUAUCUCACGAGUUACUUGUGAGUAGCCCUUAUUUUACUUUUAAAAAGUAAUGUAGUAUCAGGUAAUUUUUCUACAUAAAACCAAGAAAAGUAUCUUUUUACACCUUUCUUUGACUUAAAAACGUUUUCCCCCCAGUUAUACAGGAAAUAAGAAAAGUAUUCCUACAUCGUUCAUAAUCAUCAAAUGGUCUCCAGCCUAGGGAACCACAAAGUUUUUAUGCCUCCCUUCCGCCUGGACUUGGGACAAUGAAGGUAUGAGGAGCUCAACGGAGACUGAACAUGAUAGACUAUUACAUGUUCUAUUAAUUCUUGACUCCAGCAAGAAGGUUAGCUACAAAAAGAGGGUCCCCACAGCAAAACCAUUUCAAUUCCUGUUUAUUAAUUUUUAUAAAACAAUGAAGUUACACAUAAUUACAAGAGUGGUAAGUUCU